AUGCCAGCAUCGACCCAGGCAACAGGGUCGAAGAAGGACUCCAUACCUCGAGUUUCAACGCUUGUUCCUCAGAGCGCUGUCAGGGAAUAUCAGCAAAGGAAGAAGAAGGCAAACUAUUGGAAGAUCCUGCAACGACGCAUUUGCUACUUCCAGCUUGACAAGUAG
Aspergillus clavatus NRRL 1 is the source of this 165-nucleotide messenger RNA. RefSeq lists its product as uncharacterized. The record is from RefSeq and is a predicted model, not a curated record. NCBI's taxonomy places the organism in Eukaryota, Fungi, Ascomycota, Eurotiomycetes, Eurotiales, Aspergillaceae. Bases 1 to 165 code for a protein of 54 amino acids. The transcript is spliced from 2 exons.